AUGGCCUCCGCUAUGUCGAGCUUCAUGGGCACUCGCCCCGUGGUGACCGCUCAGCGCCCCGCGCGCGUGAGCGCCCGCAUGGUCACCCGGGCCGCCGCCGACGCAUACCCCGAGCCCGGCAAGAACCCCUAUGAUGGAGACUUCUCCGACCUGCCCUGGCCCAACUGGGCUGACGGCAAGUCCGCCGACGAGAUCGCCAAGUGGCAGGAGCGCGAGCUGAUCCACGCCCGGUGGGCCAUGAUGGGCUGCGCCGGCGCCUGGGGCGGCGAGGUCGGCACCGGCGUGCCGUGGUUCAAGGCCGGUCUGCUGUGCACCCCCGAGGACUGCACCAAGAUGAACAGCAUCUUCCCCGGACAGGUCCUGGGCCUCGCCCCCGAGGGCUCCGGCUUCCCCAACUUCUACGCCGUCCUGGCCGUCGAGGUCGUCGCCAUCGGCCUGGCUGAGGCCUACAGGACGGGCCUGAUCGAGCCUGCCUACCCCGAGCUGGAGGUCGGUGACCUCCACCCCGGUGGCGAGCACUUCGACCCGCUCGGCCUCGGUGCUGACCCCGGCAAGCUUGAUGAGCUCAAGCUGAAGGAGCUGAAGAACGGCCGCCUGGCCAUGGCUUCCUGGCUCGGGUACCUGGUCCAGGCUUUCGUUACCAACCCCGGCAGCGACCUGCCCUCCUACUCCGAGGGUGCCCCAGGCCCCUACGCCAACUGGCAGGCGCACGUCGCCGACCCCCUGGGCGACAACCUGUGGAAGUACAUCGGCAACUAA
Molecule: messenger RNA, 759 nt
Organism: Ostreobium quekettii
Lineage: Eukaryota; Viridiplantae; Chlorophyta; Ulvophyceae; Bryopsidales; Ostreobiaceae
Source: the annotation of a GenBank genome assembly